AUGCUCUCCUCCUCCUCCUCCGUCGUCAUCAUCCUCCUCUCCCUCCCCUUCUUCACCCACGCCUCCCCCCUCAACCCCCGCGGCCUCAUCCCCACCGAAUCAUGCUCCCUCCAGGGCACCGACUCAGGCGUCAACUCAACCGACCUGCAAGCCCUCGCCGUCGCCCUCAAGCAAAACACGCUCACCACCGGCCCCGUCGACGACAGCAUCCUCAUCAAGGCCUCCCACGCCGUCGAGUUCUCCGCCGGCACCGCCGCCGCCUGCGUCCAGAACAACUUCCUCUUUGAAAACGCCCACUUUGCCCGCUCCGACAUCGCCGAUGCCAUUGCCAAGAGCUUCAUCGACUGCUGCGACGGCACCGAUUUCUGCAACAACAAGCCGUUCAGCACCAUCAGCGGCGAUACCGGACUCACGGCCAUUGUGCAGAUCCAGAACCCGGGCGAGGAGUGCAAGUCGCCCAAUGGCGGUUUCCUUCCGCAGCAGAGGGAUCUCAAUCACCAUUACAGCUUCUCUUAA
Molecule: messenger RNA, 516 nt
Organism: Trichoderma reesei QM6a
Lineage: Eukaryota; Fungi; Ascomycota; Sordariomycetes; Hypocreales; Hypocreaceae
Exons: 2
Coding region: 1-516 (171 amino acids)
Source: RefSeq, a predicted model, not a curated record